This is a messenger RNA of Anopheles marshallii, 465 nucleotides long. RefSeq names its product RING finger protein narya-like. The record is from RefSeq and is a predicted model, not a curated record. The coding region runs from base 1 to 465 and encodes 154 amino acids. The transcript has a single exon. Gene Ontology annotation, biological process: homologous chromosome pairing at meiosis; reciprocal meiotic recombination; protein sumoylation. NCBI's taxonomy places the organism in Eukaryota, Metazoa, Arthropoda, Insecta, Diptera, Culicidae. Gene Ontology annotation, cellular component: synaptonemal complex. Gene Ontology annotation, molecular function: SUMO transferase activity.
AUGUUUGUGUUUUGUGAACUGUGCCACGAACAGCGAACAACGGGCGAGCUAGAAUUCUACAUAACAACUUGUAGCCAUAUAUUUUGUCGUAAAUGUUCAUCAAUCGCGAAGGAGUGUCCGAUUUGUGCGAAACCGUGCCGAACUACACUAAUGAAUAAGGACUUGCCGUUGAAAGUAAAGGAGUGCUUCAUGAACCAGGAAGACCAACUGGGUAAAAUAGGAAAAAUUUAUCAAUUCCAAAACAGCAAAAUGGAUCACUUUAUAGAGGCCAACUGGAGUGUAUUCAAGGAGUACGAAUCAAGAAAACAGCGCUUUCAGAAGCUGGAGAAGAUGUAUGAAGCAUAUAAAAAAGGAAUCGAUGAGGAACAGAAUCUUAUCAUUCAGUUGCAACAAAAGCAAAAGGAAAACGUAAACCACGGUAACGUAACAAACUUUGAAGAUAACGCCAAAGAAGAUUUCUUUUAA